This is a messenger RNA of Sabethes cyaneus, 8761 nucleotides long. RefSeq names its product neurabin-1 (gene Spn). Bases 1773 to 7436 code for a protein of 1887 amino acids. Gene Ontology annotation, molecular function: actin filament binding. Lineage: Eukaryota; Metazoa; Arthropoda; Insecta; Diptera; Culicidae. Gene Ontology annotation, biological process: neuron projection development; calcium-mediated signaling; actin filament organization. The record is from RefSeq and is a predicted model, not a curated record. Gene Ontology annotation, cellular component: actin cytoskeleton; postsynaptic density; dendrite. The transcript has 13 exons.
GCGUAAACGACGAGAUUUAAUAAAGUUAAAUAACAGAACUAACCGCAAAUUGUACUGAUAUUUUAUUGUUCUUAUUGGAAGACAUAUUUCUUAUUCACAAGUUUAGUGCAAAAUAUUUGCUCAAAUUGAAUGUGCACCGACAUAAUUCAGCAUCAGGAAAACUUCAACCAAGGUGCUCUAGUGUUAGUUCGAAAUUGUGCGAAAAGGAUGCGCCUAUACCAAUUGUUCUUAUGAAUGAAAAAUUAAUUGAAGAAAAGUAGAAAAACAGUAGUUAAAAGCUGUUUGAAAGAAUCCGUGUCUGGAAAAGUCGGAUUUUCCGAAGGGCCGUCCUCGGUAAGGAGUGUCUCGCCUGGAGAAAAAAUCCUAGUUGGCAAAGCCAGAACACUCACACAGUGAAGAUUCGCAGCAGCUGCCAUUAUAAAUCGCACUCUUUCGGGCCGCAGCGGUUGGCCAAACACCAGUCUAGAAGUAAAAGGUGAAGGGCCUUUUCUGAUAUAAAGUUGUAUUUACUCACGGAUCGGCCGCUUUUGAUUGUGACUUUUGCAGAUACUCUCGCUUUGCUUCUCUGGAGAAAAUCAAACCAAAAAAGUGUUAGUUGGAGGCGUGUGUUGGUCUCUACAUCAUUUUCAUCUUGCCUCUGCACCGCGCUUCACCUUGCAAAUGUAAACAACAACAAAUCCGCAGUCGGGAAAUGCGUGUGUGAGUGCGGUAUGCUGCUGUCGCUGUUGGUCGAUUCGAUUGCGGAUGGAGGAAAAGCGAGUGGUUUCUUAUGUUAAUUUCUGAUAUGUGCUGUUUUAUUUGGUGAACCAUUGAAAAGUAAUUAGCCGAAGUGUACCUACUAUACAUGAUUGUGAUGAAGAUUGAGGAAAUUUGAGUGUGAAUCGAACUUGCGGCAAACCAGAAGUUCGCGUCGUCAGUGUUGCGCAAAUUGGUCUGGUGCAUAUUUAAGUCUUCGUUGGAUAAUAAAAUUCAUUGAUCGUUUGCAGUACGCGAAGUGUAUGCCAACGUAAUUGUACAACCUGCAGUGGAAUGGGCCUAAAGCCGCUUUUUUCUCCAUGUAUGUAGCUAAAAGUGAAGGUGGCGGAUAAAGAUAAUUGAGAUAGUUGAUCUGAUCCGUUGAAUAUACGGAAUUGUACUUUCGACCAGACAGCUUCCGGUAACUAGCACGCGUGAGGUGUUGAAAUCAGUAAGCGUGGAAAGCAGGCUCACGGAAGGAAGGACGGAGCCUUGUAAUCAUUGCUCGUUUCGUAAUCAAAGUAAGCGAUAUCGGAAGCAGCAAAAUUGCAAUAAUGUAAACAAUGGGUGGUUUGUUGUGUUGUGUUUGGCCUCUAAGCGAUGAAGAGCGUGUCUAGUUCGUGUUUCUGAACCUGCGAAAAACAGGCCAAAAUGAGCCCAAGUGUGUAGAUUCGUGCACGUACGGGGAAGGCUGCAGCAAAUGUUUUACGCCGUGGGUUUUUCCAACCAGUUGAUGUGUCAGCUGUUGCCGGCUAGCGGCGGAGGUGCAGUUUCUGGCGUGCAGUAAUAUAGCUAGUGGUCCCCAAAACAACGGAGACAUUGUGCCGAACAAUCGCAAUGAUGACGUCCCGAUAAACGAUGACCCUUUUGUGGAGAAUCGAACGAAGUCGAUAAACGAUUCGGUGAGAAACCGUUUUAUUGGAUAAUCGAACGAGGAAUCAGACAAACCGGAGUGCUGUCAACUUCAUUUUGCGCUCGUCAGCCACCGGUCGCUUCAUUUCGGGAGGUUUCGGUAAUUUGUGAAAUCUCGCCGCAAGAUGGACAAAUCAGCAUCCGGAGGUCCAUCGGGGCCUAAAGUCUCUCAAAUAGCCAACCUGUUCCAGCGCAAACCAGUGGAACUAGCUCAGGACCCUGGCAAGGAUUUGUCGGGUAAUCAGCCAUCUCCAACCGCGACCGUGGUGCGAACAGAGUCCCACGCAGCCCGUUUUAAUAACGCUCGAGCCUUGUUUGAAAAAUUGGGCGAAGGACGUGUCAAUAGGCCUCCGCCAUUCAGUAUUAAAAUGUCACAUUCCAAUAGCAAAGAGGACAAUCUGUCGGAGGUAGGUUCCGAACAGGAUCGAUCUCCUUCCCCGAAAAGGAAACAUCAUCCCAUUACCAACGGUAUUGGCAAGCUUGAUUCCAAUAGAAUAUUGAACCAAUCACGGUUAAAGUCUGAAAAGCCGGAAAAACCCGAAAAACCUGAAAGGAAGUUCAACUCCAGGGAGUUGAUCGAAAAGCAGAAAAAUUGGACAUCACACUUUUCGAAGACGCGAACAACGAAAGGUUCCGGCGAUUUCAAUCGAUGUGACAUUAUACGAACCGUUCCCGGAACAGGGAUUAUCGCCAGUGCAGGAACACCGGCCAAUUGCAGUGGUACUUCAGUAAGCCAUAUUACCAACGGAAGCAGUAAUGUGCAAAUACCCAAAGAAUCUAACAAUCAACGACAAGAGAUUCACCACCCACCGGUUCCUGCACCCCACAGAAUACAGUCACCCAGUGAUCCUCCACCUAGUCCUCCAAAAAGACAGACUCCUCCACCGCCACCGCCGGAGAAGGGACCUAGAAACAUUCGUCAGAGUUCAUUCCCAUCACCAACGAAAAUUCCUCCUGCAGUUCCUCCUCACGCAACCGAUCCAAGUUCGCUGAGCCCCACGAAAAUUAGCCCAGAAAAGCUCAAAUCUCCUCCUCGCCAAGCUGAACCUCCUCCGGUAGCGGUACCCACUACUGCAACAUUACCUCCGGUUGCACCAAUUCGGAAUAAAUCGGAUGAACCACCGGAGAAGGGCGCCCGCAAGAAAUCUCUCGAAACCACUUUGGACGAACAACCAACGGCAAAAUCGUUCAAAUAUCCCGAACUGGGUGGCCUUCGGAGACAAUCGACUGAAAAGGAUAGCGGUGCGAGCGGGCUCACCUCGCCUGCACACGCCAUCAGCUCGUCCCCCAGUCCUGGGGCCAGUGCCAGUUCGGGCCCAUCGUCUCCGAUUCAUACCGAGGACGAGAAGCAGGAAAGCGAACCGACGGAAAAGGCAGCUGACACCACCGGUGCUGACAGCAGCAAGCUGGACGAAGAUGAAGGCGUCGCGGCAGAGGAAAAAAGCAGAAAAUCCUCCCGUUCCGAAGAAACCGAUACCGGCCAGCAUGUCACCCGGCGGAAAAAAGUUUCGAGCAUCUGCUUCGAGAUGCCGGCCGCCGGUCUCGGUGCCCGUCCACCAAGCAUUAUUAGCAGCAGUACCACCACCGACGAGGGUGGUUUCAACGAGCCAUCACCGGAGAUCAAAGCCAAGCUAAAGCCGGCUUACGAUUUCGAUUCCAUUGCACCGGAGCUGCCAGCUUCUCCUCCUCGGCGGUCGUCUAGUGCUGCGAUCAAUGGGGCCGGUAGUGCAUCGCAGCCACAGUCGAUAUGCGAUGUCGUGGAGCCACUGAUAGGCACACAGGAAGAACAGCUCAACUAUGUCGAUCUCGGGUACCGAUUACGGCCGGAUGGUACGGAGUGCGACGAGAUCUAUGGCGAAAUGGAGGACUAUCGAAGUGCCAAUAGCAGCAGUAUUAUCUCUAAUAAUCAAUCAGCGUUAGACUUAGACCACGGUACAAGCGUAGAAAGUAGGAAUGCUAUUAACAAUUUUCGAUCUCAUUAUAAUACUAACAACAAUCGAGGCCUGGUGGCCGACGAUGUGCCAACGAAGGAAGCGGAUCGGGCCCUCUAUGCAUCAAUUGUUCCGACCGCAUCCGGAGAUUCAUCCUCGACCAUUACCACCAGCAGUGAGCUGGCUUUCAUGGACGUGGAAAAAGAUGAGGCUAAAAUCUUAGACUAUGACGAGCUCAGUGAGGGCGAAAAAGGAUACCAUAGUCCGCAGACGAUUCUCGAUCCGACACGACCGACAUUAACGGAGUACGAAGAUGAUUAUAGCAACAAAACACUGCCAGAUCCGCCCUCGCUGGCAUCCAUGCGUCCUCCACCAAUUCCUGAAGGGCCGCCGCUGGACUUACAGGAUGUACAAUACGCGGAUGCCAGUGACAACGAACACGACAGCUUAGUACUGCCCGACGAGAUGACGGCGGACGAAGCAGAACGGCUACUUAGUUCUAGUAUUUUGGAAUACAAAAUAAGACAACAACCGCUCCUUUCCGAUGAACAAGCCCGAGAAGUAGAACAGAUUUUGCUCAACAACAAAGCCAAAGCCGAAACAGAGAAACAACAGAAGCGUCAAGUUCCGCCGCCGCUACCACCUCCCCUAGAUACCACCAACGAACAAACGCCCCCGUUGUCCCCGCCCGAUUCGGCAAAUUCGGUACCUCCAGCUCCUCCACCCAACGCAGAUGAACCGGACUGGUUGCAGGAUGUUUUGGAAGCGCCCAAAACAGCUACAACCCGAGAAAAGCCUCCUCCUCCGCCGCCGCCACAUGCUCCCACUGCUACCAAUGGCACCAAUGGUCAACUGAAUGGCAGCGCCAACACAUUACCGGAACCACCGGUACCGCCAAGUCGUAAUAAUUCCACUAGUCAGAUCGAGGAAACCAGCCUUGGUAACAACACGACCGAUUUGCUCAAUCAAACCAUUCUCGAUUCAUCGUCCAUCCUACAAGACUCAUACGUGUCGGCAGACUCCUCAAUGCCAAGUGUAACCACCUCCGAUAGUUUCAAUCUGAGCAAUAAUAAACCAGAGGAAGAACAGCAAACGAACGAUGCCGAAGCCGAUGUGUCCGGCGAUGAAAGCAACAAUUCCGGCUUUCUUGUUCCGGAGUAUCCGCCCGUGAAGAGCAAGGAGGUAUUCGUCAACCAGGACGGUGUACACUUCUACGAAGAUGGCAACUUUUGGAUGGAAGUUCCCGGUCUGCUGGAUUCAGAUCGUGACGACGACGAGGAGGACUGUCGGGUUAUCAAGAAGAGUACGAAGGUGAAGUUUAGCACGAAACCGAUGCAAGUAUUCUCGACCUUCUCGGUUAACGAUUACGAUCGGCGGAAUGAGGAUGUCGAUCCGGUGGCCGCGUCUGCGGAGUAUGAACUGGAAAAGCGCGUCGAGAAGAUGGAUGUUUUCCCGGUCGAGUUGAUGAAAGGCCCCGAGGGCCUGGGGCUGAGUAUUAUUGGGAUGGGAGUGGGUGCUGAUGCCGGUUUGGAAAAGCUUGGAAUUUUCGUCAAGACUAUUACAGACAACGGGGCAGCUGCCCGGGAUGGAAGAAUACAGGUCAAUGAUCAGAUCAUUGAAGUCGAUGGAAAAAGUCUAGUCGGUGUUACGCAGGCCUACGCUGCCUCCGUACUGCGUAACACAUCCGGUUUGGUGCGGUUCCAAAUCGGACGAGAGCGUGAUCCGGAAAAUUCCGAAGUAGCGCAACUUAUAAGGCAAAGCCUUCAAGCGGACCGCGAGAAAGAGGAGCGUGUCAAGCGACAGUUGGAGGAUUACCUCCGACGUAAUACGGAGAUCUCGGAAGAUUCUACACUGCCGGUCUCGGCCAACUCUAGCGUGUCGGAGGGACCGGUCAGUCCUACGGCGGCGCAAGCCGAAUCGCUUUUCGAAACGGAAGCGGCACGUUCCAGCGAUGUAGAAUCGCUGCGGAGGAUUCUGCAAGAGAAUCUUAAAACCAUUGCACUGCAUGAGGGCGAUAUCCUAAGUCUCAAGCAACAGCUCAUCAAGUACCAGCAGAGUUGCAAUGAGGCCGAACUGCUAGCGGAACGGAUGAAACAAACGGAACGGGAAUUAGCCAACAUCAAGAAGGAAGCCAAUAACUACCAAAACAUGCUCCAGCAAAGUCAAACCCAAUAUGCAGCUUUGGAGAAAAAGUACGGUCGAGUCAAGAAGAUUUUGCGCGACUAUCAGCACCGCGAGCGGGAUAUGAUCCAAUUCCAAGAAUACUACCUCCAGCACCUACAGGAGAAGGACACCGAGUAUAACGCGUUGGUCAAAAAACUGAAGGACCGAGUCAUCCACCUGGAACAGGAACUGCAGGAAACCCAGCGCAAAGCUGGAUUCCCGGUAAUUCUGCCCUAUGACAGUACCAGCUUAAAGCUGACGCCACAAAUGACUCGCAAACAGCCGCCCAAACCGGUAUUCCAAAAACUCGAAACCGAGCUGUCCGAUACCGAGUUCUCCGAUCUCUCACCGGAUGGUGAAGGCGAAGACGGCAAGACGGCCACUGUCGAGAGGAAACUGCCUGUUCAGAAGGACGACGAGUUGGAUACAGCGGUUCCACAGCAUGAACUGCUGGAUAAUUCGCUUAACAAGGGCAAGAGUGAUCUAGUAGCGCGUGGAGGAUUGGCCAAGCGUCUGCCAGGUAAGAAGAGCCACAGCAACAGCGGAUCGGAUUGCGCACUCGACGAAAGCGAAGAGGAAAUCACCGACUCCACCUCGGUGUCCCACGAGUACACCGGACUGUACAGUACUCCUCAGAUCAUCAACCGACAGUUGAACAACAUCAAAAAUGGAAACCAAGAGAACGCAGGUCUUCCUGUCUACGCACAGGUAAACAAAGAACGCAGUGACCACCAUCACAAUUUAGCACAGACACAGCAUUCUACCAUCCCAAAUAUCUACCGCAAUACUUCAGCGGAUAACAAGCUGAACUCAAGUUACGGUUCCGAUUUGAAUGCUUCCUCAUAUGAUAGUGAUCUUGGUUCUUCGACCGAUAAGCUGAAGGACAGUGGUGUCUCGAGUGAAAGCUGGAUGUAUCCGUCCAGAAGGCCUAAGGGAUUAAAGGGUAUAACACCUCCCAUGCUCGCAGAACAGCUCAAGGAACGACUUGCCGAACGUCGAACAUUGGAUGAUGGUUCGUCACGGGACUCCAGUGAUGAUUACUCCGAAAUCAACCAACGUCACGUCAGUCCAGCCGCUUCGUUAUCGCAGAAUUUGCUAGUCGAAAUCAAAAAAGCAGUAAAUGAGGCCCAGCCAAAAGUGAAAAACAUUCUUCCACAAAAUCUGUCUCCUCCAGGAAGUAGCAGCCCGUGGCAGCAGCAGCAACCAACGGCCGCCGGCCAGCAGGGUGGAACCGGUUCGCAAGGCCCUCCGUCGCCGUCCAGCGUCAGCAGUGGUUCCACCUCGCCGGGAGCGUAUUCACCCAGCCGCACGCUGGAUCUGUCCGGGUCGACGUCCAGCUUCUCGAGCGACCGGCUCAGGGAUUCACACCAGUGGAAGAGUGGCCCCGUUGAGGAAUGGUCCAACGAGCAGGUCUGCCAGUGGCUGCUGGGAAUCGGCCUCGAGCAUCACAUUCCGGCCUUUGUGAAGCACUCGGUCGAGGGCGGAGCUCUGUUGCAGCUGGAAAAGCCGGACUUUAAAAUUUUGGCCGUCGGUGGCGAAGAUAAGAAGCAUCUGAAGCGUAACAUCAAGGAGCUUCGACGCCUCAACGAGAAGGAACGCAAACAAAACGAGAAGGAACGGCGGGAACGCGAGAAGCAGAUUAAAAAGGCCGAGAAAAAAGCGGAAAAAGAUCAGAAGCAGCAAAAGAAGAAGUAAAAGGAUGGAUGGAUAUGAAUAAAGCAGCAGGACUAGAAAAGGGUGACUUUACACGUGUGCAUUUAUCUCAGCAUAGAUACAAAACUAAAACAUCAAAUACAUUACUAAAUUUUAUAUAUAUUGUAUAACGACGCAGUGGUGAGAACUUUUGAACUAGUUUGCUCCACCAUGAACAGGAACUAAAUUCUAGCUUGUAGUAGAAACUUAGUCGAUUGAGUCUUUUGUUUGAUAUUUUCAUAUUUUUGUUUAAAUUAUUUUACAACAAAUUUGUUUGUUAGAUAGUUUGUUUAUAUAGCAGUAAAUAGAGAAGUUUUUUGAAUUUUACAAAACAGCAUAUUAUUAGGUGUGAACCGAGAAGCAAACACAAUAAUUAGUUAGUAGAUACCGUCCCGAAAAAGAGUUGCCACAGGCAACUCCAAGGUUGGAUAGGGUACAGAGAUUGUCUCGUUUUACUGUACAUUACAUAGGAUUAGCCUAGCGUUUAUUGAUCAAUCGUUUUCGUUUACCUUCGGUAGCCUCUUAUUAGAGGGGAUUGCUUUUCGUUUGAUUUGUGUGUGAGCUUAAAUUAUUAAUUAUUUUCGAUAACACACUCAACAGCAAAAACACUCUCGUCUGCAUUCCGCUAGGAAGUGCGGUGGCCAUUUAUCGUUUUUAAUGCAGUCUAGUAGCAAUUUUAAGUAGACUCUGCGAUUAGUAGUUAAAUGCUACACACAAGAACUGUAGAAUUCUAGAAUUUGUACUAAAUAAACAAACUUGUUAGAAGUGUAUUUGAUAAGUGGAAAACUAAAAAUCACAUGUAGUUAUGUUUUUACACAAUCGAUUAAAAAUUGAAGAAAAUACAGCUCAUGUCACUGUACAGUUUCCUUCAGUGUGUAGCGUGUAAUAUUGAGAACCGUACAGUAAACUAUUAUCAGUGUCAAAAAAAGUAUUCCAAUCAUUGAGAAGAAAGGAAGAUUUACAACGGAACUGGCUAACGAAGAGACUUAUUUUGAAAAUAGCGAAGCAAGCUAAGGAAGUGCCAUGGACACCCAUUACUGCACCGCACUGCACUGGAGGACCAUGCGGACCGAUCUGGCUUGUUUUAUGCUGAGCAUGUAGCACUAUCUUAGCUAUGCAGCAGCUGAACGACACACGGAGGCGAGAAAGCAAAAAUUAUAAAAUAUUACAAGCUAUUAGGUGGUAAGGCUGUCAAAAAAAACAACACAGCGUAUCUGCAACUUACGCGUAAAAUGUAAUGUAUUUAUUAUUUAUACUGUAGAAAUGCUAAAAUAACCUGUAACAAAAUUCAAAUUGAAACCAAACUAUUCAAAGCAACACACAAAAUA